AUGGAUCGACUCGCCCUGUCGAAGUGCACCAUCAUCCUCGUCAAUGGGCUGUGGAUGAGAGCGGCGUUGACUCCACCCAAUGCACAUACACCUCCAGAGAAGCGGUUCGUCCCAGAUUGGAGAGAACGUUUCACGCUGGCUGUGAUACCUUUCCACGGGAUGUUCAAGAUGAUGUACUGGCUCGCAGGCCUCGUCGAAGUCCUCGCCAUCCUCGCCACCUCGCACCCCGAUUUUGCCAUCUCGAGAUCCAUCCUCCGCCUCCUCCACGCCUCCAACAUCCACCAGUCCAAGCUUAUAGGCACUCUCCAACCCUUCUUCGUCAUCGGAACGCUGAUGAUGUGGUUGGGCGGGUCACUGCGGCUGUACGCCUAUCGUACGCUAGGACGUCACUUUACCUUCCAACUUGCGAUUCACCCCGACCACGUCCUUGUGGACUAUGGACCUUACUCGAUCGUGAGGCAUCCCAGCUAUACGGGGCUGAUUAUGUUGCUGGCGGGUGCGUUUGUGAGUAACGUGGAGGGCUCGUGGGUGAGGGAGAGUGGGAUUUUGGAUUAUUUGGUUGUGAGGCUGUUGCUGGCGGGGUGGGUGUUGGUGCUGUUGGGGAUUGUGGUUAGCCUGGUGCUGAGGGUGACGAAUGAGGAUCGGUUGAUGAAGGGGGAGUUUGAGAAGGAGUGGGUGGCGUGGGCGAAGAAGGUUCCGUAUAGGCUGAUUCCUCUGGUUUACUGA
Messenger RNA from Coprinopsis cinerea okayama7#130, 726 nucleotides. RefSeq lists its product as hypothetical. Gene Ontology annotation, biological process: C-terminal protein methylation. The transcript is spliced from 2 exons. Gene Ontology annotation, molecular function: protein C-terminal S-isoprenylcysteine carboxyl O-methyltransferase activity. The coding region runs from base 1 to 726 and encodes 241 amino acids. Lineage: Eukaryota; Fungi; Basidiomycota; Agaricomycetes; Agaricales; Psathyrellaceae. Gene Ontology annotation, cellular component: membrane. The record is from RefSeq and is a predicted model, not a curated record.